Messenger RNA from Angiostrongylus costaricensis, 438 nucleotides. Lineage: Eukaryota; Metazoa; Nematoda; Chromadorea; Rhabditida; Metastrongylidae. The record is from the annotation of a GenBank genome assembly.
AUGGCGAAGAACAUGGAGAACACAAGUUAUCGGAAGAUAGACGUUGACGCUUACGAUCCGGAAAACUACAACGAAAAUGAGGAUGUUGGGGACACCAGUGGUCUCGGUCCCGAUGAACGAACUGUAACGUCACUCCUUCAAACUAAUCGGCUUGAAGAGGCACUUCACGCUGCAUUACUAAAUCCUCCGUUGAAAUGUAAAAGCCAGCCUGUAAAAGAUAAAUGUACAAUGUUAAUUGCCAAAGUACUCGGCACGUUCAAAUGGAACGAAAUUGAACCAGUUGUAAAGAAAAUUUCAAUUGAUGAAGCGGAUAUUUUGAUGAAGUUCAUCUACAAAGCUAUGGAAAUAACACCGGAAAAUGCCUUAUGUCAAACCCUAUUGGCUUGGCAUUCACUGGUGAGCAUUUAUUUUAACAGGCGCCUGCUUUCAAUAACAUAA